CCCUACUACGAGAGCCUCCGGAACACGCUCAAGAGCACCCUGGCCAAGAAGCGACAGCUCGACGAACAAUUACAGGCGCUCGAGGACAACAUCUACAAGAUGGAGAGUAGCUAUCUCGAGGAAACCAACGGUGCUGGCAACAUAGUGCGCGGAUUUGACGGCUGGGUCAAGGGUGUCGUGGUAGGAGGAGACAAGAAGUCCGUCGACGAUCGCAAGGCCAGAGUCAGAGUUCGCGACGAAGACCGCAUCUUUUCACGAAGCUCCAUGUCGUGGAUCAGAGUAUGCUCAAUACCAUGUAACGCUCUCGCACAAGACUCGGAUCUCCCAACAUCGGCCACCAACACCCCUUCACACGUACCAACACCUGCCUCAUCAGUAGCUCCCCAGCUGGCUUCGAGAGAAAGCAACCAUCCCACUCCUGGUAGCACUGUUUCCAAGGCAAAUAGCAAAAAGAAGAAGGCUGCCGACAAGGACGAUGAUGAAGACAACAAGCCUGCGAAGAGGUUGAAGAUCACCUACGGGCGCGAAUGA
Messenger RNA from Aureobasidium pullulans EXF-150, 531 nucleotides. Its product is annotated as NuA4-domain-containing protein. The annotation marks the transcript as partial. The transcript is spliced from 2 exons. NCBI's taxonomy places the organism in Eukaryota, Fungi, Ascomycota, Dothideomycetes, Dothideales, Saccotheciaceae. Gene Ontology annotation, cellular component: NuA4 histone acetyltransferase complex. The record is from RefSeq and is a predicted model, not a curated record.